Desarmillaria tabescens is the source of this 2991-nucleotide messenger RNA. RefSeq lists its product as uncharacterized. Lineage: Eukaryota; Fungi; Basidiomycota; Agaricomycetes; Agaricales; Physalacriaceae. Bases 1 to 2991 code for a protein of 996 amino acids. Gene Ontology annotation, cellular component: plasma membrane; lamellipodium. Gene Ontology annotation, molecular function: protein binding. Gene Ontology annotation, biological process: regulation of Arp2/3 complex-mediated actin nucleation; cell migration. The transcript is spliced from 9 exons. The record is from RefSeq and is a predicted model, not a curated record.
AUGACUUCUUCACCGUCUUCUUCAGCUGUGACGAUCCCCAUCCCCGGAAAGUCGAUCCUCAAACGUCCGCCGCCAGCCCCACCUUCAUUAUUCUCGCUGUCGAGGCUCAGCCGGCUAUUGCCCGACUCCACGAAAGAUAAUGUCAGCGAGAAAACGGUUCUGAAGAGAGCCCAUUUCAUUCUGCCGGAACUGACCAUUGUCUAUCCAAUAUCGAGCUUUAGCCCGCCAAGUGGACCUGGUGUUCGGGAGGAGAAGAAGGCAGUGGAGGAACGAGAACGAGAAAGAAGACGACGAGUAAUACGAGGAGAAAGAUGGACAAUGGACGAGGUCGAGUCAUUCUGGCGAGAAUGCUGUGCGGGCUGCGAAGAAGUCCCAGAUCCACUGAUUAGUGCUGCGUUCAAGAAGGCAAACGGCUCAAAUCCUCGAAUAGUGGACUUUUCUGGGGUGCAACUGACGACUGGUAAAGCGACAGUGUUAGGCGACGUAUUUACCAUCGAAUGGGGCCUUCGAAGACUUGUGUUCAAGGAAUGUGAUUUGGAUGAAAAUAUACUCAAACCGAUGCUGCACGCGCUUCUCAUACCGAACACGCUCACCUUUCUAUCUGUCGCCUCGAACCGACGACUGAAAACGGCUGCUUUUCGUCUGAUUGCCGCCUUUGCCGCCAAGUCAACAUCACUCGAGUUUCUGGACCUAAGCCAGAACGCACUCGACAAGAAGAGUGUAGAGUUGCUUGUCGCUGCGUUGACUACCCUCAUUACCCUUCGUCUAGAUGACUGUUCUCUUCGUCCUGGAGCCCUUGAAACCCUCUCCCGUGCCGUACGGACUUCCAACCUUCGUAAUAUAUCGCUGCGGUACAACAGGAUAAACCCCACGGGCGCUGUCGCUCUUGCUCUAAUGAUCAGGGAUUAUCCUGAUGUCGUACCAGCAACCACAGCAAGCGCGACGUCCUCAAACUCAUCUACUCCUACUAAUUCCAACUCCCCGACUUCUGCGGCAAUUCAGCUUAAAAAUGGGCCGCUUCCACCGCCACCGAAGCAUCCUACGACAAAUGUCCAGACAACGUAUACACCAUAUGUCCCGCGCGCGAAGCGUGCUCAGACGUCACCUGCGGUUCCCAUGAUCACUUCAAGUUCACAAGGAGGGGUGACUACGAACAAUGUCAAGGAAGAAUGGGGACCUUCUGCGGCGCUCCUCGUCAAAGUUCGCGCGCUUGACACGCUGCCGAGGAUUGGUGCUCUAAGGACAUUGGAUUUAAAGGGGAAUGAGCUUCGCGGGGGAAUAACGUAUGUCGCACAGGUCCUGAAACGGAAUCGGACGCUCAAGGUGCUCAAUUUGAGCGAGAACAAACUCGACGUGAUAGGGCUGGUGGCCAUAGCGGAGGCACUCAAGUAUAAUUCGUCGCUGGAAACGCUAGAUCUGUCGAAGAAUCCGUGUGCAGGGCCCGCACUAGACGGGAUAACUUCGCUUCGAACGGCAUUCACACUCAACGCUUCCCUGAAACGACUCUUCCUUUCUUCUACUGGUUUGACUUCUCCCGGAGCCAUCGCACUAGCAGAGUUCCUUCCAGAGUCGCGGUCGUUGUUGCACCUGGACUUGACGAGGAACGAGUUAGACCUAGCAGGGGUAUGGGCACUAAAUAAGGGCCUGAAAUCUAAUCACACGAUGCGAUGCUUAGAUCUUGACGUACCUCCUGGGAGAGAAGAAUUCGCAGGUUGUUGUCGAGAGAUUCUUGGCUGGUGCGUACGCAAUACGGAGGAAGCAGAGGCUAAGCGAGGAGAAGUAGCGGACCAAGAAAACGGUGCCGCUGACGGUGGCAAUGGAAGAAACAAAGGUUUAUGGGGUUUGAUCGAGGACAGCGAGUUGGCAAGAGGUAUCAGGGAAGGAGAGGAGAGAAAGAUUGAGACUGAUGUUGUAGUACGCGCGCGCUCAUGCGUCGCACAACUUCAGAACCUGCUUAACCCUGCAGAGCCAUCACCACUGAGUACACCACACCUAACGUCACCGUCUUUAUCAGCCCCAUCUCCGCUACCAUCGUACCUACUCUCUCCGAGCAUAGCAUCAUUCACACUUGCUUCCCGACAGACUCCUACCAAGCUCUCAGCUUCGGAGAUCGCUGCUCGCGCCAGAUCCUUGGUAAGCGAGCUAUCGCAGGUGAUAGAGGAAGAAGGGGAUGGAGGACGAAUGGAAGAACUUUUGGGUAUCAACGAUCAGUUGACCAGUUUACUUGCCAAAGUGCCAAGUCGACCUAUCGGGCUUGGGCUAGUGAUACCCACAACGAACGGCGUCGGAUCUGUAGCCGCUGGCACCUCACCUAAUGGCGACUCCCCCGCCGAGGAACACACGGAUGGGGAAGAAGUGGAGGAGAUUGGCACGCCCCGAGUGGAUAAGGGUAAGGGACGUGCCGAGCCUGUACAUGAAAAGGUGCUUAGUCCGACCGCCGCAUUUCUCAUUUCGGAGGACGAUGCCGAAGAUGGGGAAGGGCCAAGAUUUCCUCCCGUUGAAGCGAGAGACUCGGAGGGGGAUGAGGGUGAGAAGGGGAAGGAGACGAAUCGGUCUCGUAUCUGGGUCGAGGAGGAGGGAGAAGUGUUCCGCAAGGGAACAGUUCUUCUGGGACCCGAAGAGAUGGAAGGGGAGUAUGCUGGAGAGGAACUGCGUAAGGAGCUCCUUGAAGCAAUGGUAGAACGACCACCUCCUCGAAGCGUGGAAGAUUUCUCCCUUGAGCUACCACAAUCAAGCUCAAACUCACAUUCGAAUCCGGGGACGCCGACUGAGGAACAACCUACAUCACCUCCGACGACACCAAGACCAUAUAUAUCGAGAAGGACGAGUUCGGGAAGCCUGAUGAGUCUAGUCAGUCCCACGAGUCCGAGACUGGCCAGCCCUGUGAUAGUGGCGGGGAUGGGGGCUGCAAAGAAUGGGCUGGGAACACCCACGAUAUCGGAACUCGAUGGUGGGCAGCUUGGGCCUAGCAUCUCGAGGCGAGAUCAUUAG